AUAUAUCGACAAUGUAACAUCUCUAAUACGGACGAAAAAUUCCAAUAUUGUUGCUGUAAUUGGAUUAAACCAAAGAGAAAAUGCUGUAAUUGGGUGAAAAGGAAGCGUUACUCCUACACAACACACACGGAAACAGAGAGCCCGCAGCCCAGAAGAGAACUCUCCAGCAGCGACAAUUGUCCAAGGGGAUGGCCAAUCGCAAUAUGCGAAGCAACACGACCAAAGUCGAAGCCCUGAUCGAGAGCUGUCGCAGCGAGGGCAAAUGGCAGCGCGUCAUCGAUCUGACGGACGAGCUGAAAACAGGCUCGCCCCACAAUGAAUGCCUGGCCAACUUUUUGGUGGGUGAGGCACGUCUGGAGAGCUACCUGGAGGAGAAUGCCUUGGUUGCCGAGUCCAACUUUGGCCGCGCCAAGACGGGCCUGUCCGAGGCGAGACGCUACUUGAAUCUGGCACUUGGAGAGAGUGGCCAAAAGGCGGGCAUUGCCUUGGAUGCAUACCUGCUGCUGGCCAAACUUAGCUUCGCUUGCGGCGAGUACGAGCCGAGUCUGGAGAACUUUGUCAAGGCAGAGCUCAACACGCUGGCCGAGAAGGAGCUGACAUUACGCAGCCUCAAGAUUCUGGCCGAGUCGUAUGCCAUCAAAGGCCUGUGCCUGGAGCAGCAGACAGCCAAGCCCUCGUCCAAGUUCAAGAAGGCCGAAAAGGACACGGAAAUGAUAAGCUGCUUUGAGCGCGCCUCGGACUUGGGUCUGCUGUAUCUGCAGGAGUACGACAUUGUGAGUGGCAGCAGCAGCUCGAACAACUCCACGGCCGGCUCCACGCUCAAUGUGAACGCCAGUGUGCAGCAGUCGAACAGCAGCUUUGCCAUCAGCAGCACCAUUCCCGCCAGCGGUGCGGCAACCCACGAGGUUAAUCGCCGCAUGGGCGCCAUUCUGGAGACGGCGCUGCAACGUGCGCCCAUCGUGCUGAUCAAGACGGGCAAGCUGCAGGAGGCUGUGGAGCGGUAUCGCAUUAUGCUCAAUGCCAUUGAGACGAGGGCCACGCAAUCGUUGCGUCUAACGCUAACCCGCCAGCUGGCUGAGGUUUUGCUGCGCGGUGUUUCGGGCACCAUUUACGCUCCGCCGUUUACCAGCAAGUCGGGCGGCAGUACGCUGCGCGGUGGCGCCUCCAAGAAGCUGUGGAAGCCGCGCAAGUACCAAGCCCGUCAGCAGUUUUCGCCGCGCAACCAGCAGGAGGAAGUGAUCCUGCUGCUGCUCAUCGCCGAAGCGCUGGCCGUGCGCGACACUGUGCUGUCGCAGAGUCCCGAAUUCAAGCAGGCACGCCAGCACGCCAUGGGCAAUGUGACGGCCGUCUACGAUCUGCUAACCCUGGCCACAGUACGCUGGGGUCUCGUCCAGCUGCUCAACGAGUCCUUCGAGAAGGCGCUCAAGUUCAGCUUCGGCGAGCAGCACGUCUGGCGGCAGUACGGCCUCAGUCUGAUGGGCGCCGAGAAGCAUGCGCAUGCGCUGCGUGUGCUCCAAGAGUCGAUUAAGCUAACGCCCAGCGAUCCGCUGCCCUGCCUGCUAGCCUCUCGACUGUGCUACGAGAGCCUGGAGACGGUCAAACAGGGACUGGACUACGCCCAACAGGCGCUCAAGCGGGAGCACAAGGGUUUGCGUCCCUCGCGUAGCCAACUGUUUGUGGGCAUUGGACAGCAGCAGCUGGCGAUUCAAUCGAAUCUGCGCAGCGAUCGCGAUGCCUGCCACAAGCUGGCGCUGGAGGCACUCGAGCGGGCUGUGCAGAACGAUGGCAACGAUCAUUUGGCGGAGUACUAUCUGUCCCUGCAGUAUGCUCUGCUCAAUCAGCUGCCCGAGGCACUGGCCCACAUACGCUUUGCGCUGGCGCUGCGCAUGGAGCAUGCCCCGUGUCUGCAUCUGUUUGCCCUGCUGCUGACUGCAUCGCGACGUCCGCGUGAGGCUUUGGGCGUGGUGGAGGAUGCGCUGCACGAGUUCCCGGACAAUCUGCAGCUGCUGCAUGUCAAGGCACACCUGCAGCUGCAUCUGGAGGAUGCGGAGACGGCGCUGGCCACCGUGCAGCACAUGCUGGCCGUCUGGCGUGAGGUGUACGAGGCGCAACUAGCCGGCGAAGAGGAGAAGCAUUCGGACACGAAGAGUGGCGUGCACAUGGUGCACUCAUCCCAAAUGUCCGACAAGGAUUCAAAUUCCGUGUAUGCGGCAUCGCUGGCUGCAGUUUCGCGCGUGGAGCAGGCUUUGAGCGAGGCGGCCAGCUCGUUGAGUUCGUUCACGCAGCGCCCGGGACCACGCCGGCCAUGGAUGCUGCAGAUUGAGAUUUGGCUGCUGCUGGCGGAUGUCUAUCUGCGCAUUGAACAGCCCAAUGAGGCGCUCAACUGCAUACAUGAGGCCUCGCAGAUCUAUCCGCUCUCGCAUCAAAUUAUGUAUAUGCGCGGUCAGGUGCAUGUCUACCUGGAGCAGUGGCGUGAUGCCAAGCAAUGUUACCUCAAUGCUGUGGCCGCCAAUCCCAAUCACACGGAGGCACUGCGUGCCCUCGGCGAGACCCACUUGAUCUUGGGCGAGCCACGGCUGGCCGAAAAGAUGCUCAAAGAUGCAGCCAAACUGGAUCCCAAUUGUCCACGUAUUUGGUUUGCUUUGGGCAAGGUUAUGGAAUCGUUGGGCGAUUUCUAUGCCGCAGCGGACUGUUUUGCCACAUCGCUGCAGCUGGAGCCAUCGUGCCCGGUGCUGCCAUUUACCUCCAUUCCACUGGUCUUUGAGUAGAGCCACUGGCAACCUCUGGUACUUCCCCUUCGUUUCGUUUUGUAGAAGACUCAACCUCGACUAACCUCAAAAAGUGAACAGCAAUAUUAAUUACUUAAAAGUCUCUAUAUAAGCCCCCCC
Molecule: messenger RNA, 2888 nt
Organism: Drosophila guanche
Lineage: Eukaryota; Metazoa; Arthropoda; Insecta; Diptera; Drosophilidae
Gene: Ttc7
Product: tetratricopeptide repeat protein 7B
Exons: 9
Coding region: 189-2768 (859 amino acids)
Biological process (GO): protein localization to plasma membrane; phosphatidylinositol phosphate biosynthetic process
Cellular component (GO): plasma membrane
Molecular function (GO): protein binding
Source: RefSeq, a predicted model, not a curated record